Messenger RNA from Jaculus jaculus (lesser Egyptian jerboa), 3832 nucleotides. It is a transcript of the gene Optn, whose product is annotated as optineurin. Lineage: Eukaryota; Metazoa; Chordata; Mammalia; Rodentia; Dipodidae. Gene Ontology annotation, cellular component: Golgi apparatus; nucleus; cytoplasm. The transcript has 14 exons. Gene Ontology annotation, molecular function: K63-linked polyubiquitin modification-dependent protein binding. Gene Ontology annotation, biological process: protein localization to Golgi apparatus; regulation of canonical NF-kappaB signal transduction; Golgi ribbon formation. Bases 102 to 1880 code for a protein of 592 amino acids. The record is from RefSeq and is a predicted model, not a curated record.
UGUUUACUUGCCUUGCCCUGAACCCAGCUGUGAGGAAAAACCCUCAGCCCCGGCAUCACAAGCCAUCUCAGGCCUUGAUCACGCCGGCUCGGGCGCUUGGAAUGCCAACCAGGGCGACUCUGCUUUUCCCUGCGGGUCACACAGUAGGAACCGCUGCCAUGUCCCACCAACCUCUGAGCUCCCUGACUGAAAAGGGGGACAGCUCCAGUGAAAUCCCAGGAAAUGGACCCCCCAGCCUGGCUCACCCCAGCUUGGAUACAUUCACCCCAGAGGAGCUGCUGCAACAGAUGAAGGAACUCCUGGUUGAGAACCACCAGCUGAAAGAAGCCAUGAAGCUGAACAAUCAAGCUAUGAAAGGACGGUUUGAGGAGCUUUCAGCCUGGACAGAGAAGCAGAAAGAAGAACGCCAGCUUUUUGAGCUACAGAGCAAAGAAGCUAAGGAGCGCCUGGCGGCCUUGAGUCAUGAAAACGAGAUGCUGCGGGCAGAGCUAGCAACACUGAGAAGGAACUCAGAAAGGUCGUUUGAGGACACCACUGGUGACUCCAGGCUGCCCAGGGCUGAAGCCGAGCAGGAGGUUGAGCAGCUGAGGACCCAGGUGGCACGCCUCCAGGCCGAGAAGGCAGACCUGCUGGGCAUCGUCUCUGAGCUCCAGCUCAAGCUCAAUUCCAGUGGCUUGUCGGAAGACUCCUUUGUUGAGAUCAGGAUGACUGAGGGAGAAGCAGAAGGGACGCUAAAAGAAAUCAAGCAUAGUUCCGGACCCACAAGGACGGACUCGGUUGCUGUGAGUACAUCUGCAGAAACUGCUAGAAAUUACUUGGAAUUUGAGGAGUUAACUGUGAGACAACUCCUGCUUUGCCUAAGGGAAGGAAACCAGAAGGUGGAGAGACUUGAAAUCGCACUCAAAGAAGCCAAAGAAAGAAUUUCACAUUUUGAAAAGAAAUCAAAUGAUCAGUCUGAGAUUGAGACCCAGGCAGAGAGGAACUCCCAAAAGAAGAAUGAAGUGGAGAAAAGCCCAGAGAGUGUUGGAAGUGAAGUGGAAACCCUGAAUGUUCAGGUGACUUCUCUGUUUAAGGAGCUUCAAGAAGCACAUACAAAACUCAGUGAAGCUGAGCUAAUGAAGAAGAGACUUCAAGAAAAGUGUCAGGCUCUGGAAAGGAAGAAUUCCUCAACCCCAUCAGAGCAGAAUGAAAAGCAAGAGCUUGUGUAUACUAACAAGAAGUUAGAGCUCCAAGUGGAAAGCAUGCGAUCAGAACUCAAAAUGGAGCAAGCGAAGACAGAAGAGGAAAAAUCCAGGCUAGCUAUCCUACAAUCGACACACAACAAGCUUCUUCAAGAUCAUAAUAAUGCACUGAAAACAAUUGCAGAACUAACAAAAAAAGAGUCAGGAAAAGUGGAUCAGACGCUGCUGCAAGAACUGAAUGAGAAACUAGAGCUGGCAGAGAGGGCACUGGCUUCCAAGCAGCUCCAGAUGGACGAGAUGAAGCAGACCAUUGCCAAGCAGGAAGAGGACCUUGAAACCAUGGCCGUCCUCAGGGCUCAGAUGGAAGUCUACUGCUCAGAUUUUCAUGCUGAGAGAGCAGCGAGGGAGAAGAUCCAUGAGGAAAAGGAGCAGCUUGCCCUGCAGCUGGCGAUCUUGCUAAAAGAGAGCAGUGACUUCGAGGAUGGAGGCAGGCAGUCCUUGAUGGAAAUGCAGAGCCGACAUGGGGCAAGAACGAGUGACUCAGACCAGCAGGCUUACCUGGUUCAGAGAGGAGCUGACGAUAGGAACUGGCCACCACAGCAACCACGGAGUAUUCCCAUUCAUUCUUGCCCAAAAUGUGGAGAGGUUCUGCCUGACAUAGACACUUUACAGAUUCACGUCAUGGAUUGCAUCAUCUAAGUGUUGAUGUCUCACCUCCCCAGAACUGGUGGUAAAUGUCAGAUUUUCUCCACAGCUUGUACUUUUUGUCUCAUUUGCUUCAUUCAAAUAUUCUGCCUCAAUGUGUAUAUAUUAGGAGAAAGAAAGUGCAUCUAUUCUAAUAGAACGUUUCCUGAGUUUCCAUGAACUCACAACAUAGAAGCUAUGAUUAUUCUGAUUAGAAAUUCAGUCCAUGAACUUACACCAUGUGACUGAGCUCACAUGGGAAUUAGAUGGAAGAAACUUCACCAGGAAAUUUUAAGAACCUUUUAAAGGAGGCAGAGAAAGGAACUGAUCACAGAGUUAAUCAGGAAAAAUGUCUUUGAAGUAUUUUUUAGAUAAACUGUUGGCUUUCUUCAUCCAGUAUUUUUGUUGUUCUUGUUUUGUUUUGUUUUCCAAGGUAGUGUUUGGCUCUAGUUCAGGCUGGCCUAGAAUUCACUAUGUAGUGUUAGGCUGGUCUUGAAUUCUCAGCUAUCCUGUCUCUGCUUCCUUAGUGCUGGGAUUCAUUAAAGGCGUGCACCAUCUCACCUAGCUCAGUUCGAUCUCUUGAGGUUGUGUGCAUCUUACAGUUUGAUUGCAACGAUAGUAAUUUGAUUGAAGUUAUCAUAUGGCUUUUUUCAACUGAGUACUGUGAGAUUCCUGUCAAUAUCAAGACCAAUGAGAGCUAGGGAUAUAGCUCAGUGGUAGUGUGUUUGUCUAGUGUACACAGGGCACUGAGUUCAAUUCCCAGCACCACAAAAGAAUCAUAUACACAUCCACAUGUGAAAAACCUUGGCAUAUAGGACAUCAAGUUUACUAUAUUUCUUGUAACUGUUCAGUGUUAUCUUGAUUUUUUUUCAUUGUGCUGCAAUCAUAUGGGCAUGUAGAUAAUCAAUUUUUUAAAAGAGCAAUUAUUUUCUUCCUAGAUCAGGUAAUAUCUUCAUCAUUACAAGCAUUUAUUUUACAAAGUAAAAUUUUUGCUACAGAUCUUUUAAAUUGCUCAUGUAUUACCAAUAUCAUAUUGCAAAUUUUCUGUAUUAAGCUCAUUUAGCUUAAUAAAACCUUAAUAUUUAGUAAGAUAUUUUAUUAGCUAUAAAUAUGAGCAAAAUCCCUUUCAUAACAGGACAUAUUUGAAUUAGAAGUUGCUAGAAUUAUGAAUAGAGCCAGGCAUGAUGGUGCACAUGGGAGACUAAGAUAAGACCAUCACUAAUUCAAGGCUAGCCUGGGCUAAGACUGUAUCUCAAGAAAGAGGAGCCAGGCAUAGUGAUGCACGCCUUUAAUCCCAGUACUUGAGAGGUCGAAAUAGGAUUAUCACUGAGUUUGAGGCCAUCCUGAGUCUACAUAGUGAAUUCCAGGUCAUCCUGGGCUAGAGUGAGACACUACCUUGGUGGGGGGGGAAGAGGAGGGAAAAUGAGUAGAUAGUGAUUUGCCACAUUUUGUAAACUUACACUUUAAGAUUAGCAAGUGCUAGAAAAGGCCAUAAAGUAGACAGUAUUAUUAUGCUUCAAGGUCCUAAAACAUUUGAGAGAACUAAAAGAGCUUCUGUGUUUCUCAUUACAUACAUGUGUGUUAAAUAGUAUCAAAAUAGUUCAUUCAUACAAAGAUAACAUACUGUACAAAAUACAGUGCUCAUCAUACCUGAAGAGGUAUCUUCAAGCCAGGAGAAUACAUAGUGAUACGAAUUCGACAGUAAUUUAGAUGAAAAGAGUCCCUUACUCCAGGAAGAAUGCUAACAACAUUUCUAAAAUAACAAUGAAAGUUUUCUUUUCUUAUAGUUUCUAGUGCAAACUUACUUACUAUUUUAUACUAAAGAAAAUAGAUUUAUAAAAUAUCCUAAAUGGAGAAUACAACCAAAUGUUUUCAGAUUUAAGUUAUUAGGAAAUCCUUUCACUUUGUUCAAGUAACAAUGUGCAGCAAAUCCAAAUUCAGAAAUAAAACAUAGACAGUGUCAUUAA